Messenger RNA from Nylanderia fulva, 1211 nucleotides. It is a transcript of the gene STUB1, whose product is annotated as STIP1 homology and U-box containing protein 1. The record is from RefSeq and is a predicted model, not a curated record. Gene Ontology annotation, biological process: cellular response to misfolded protein; protein quality control for misfolded or incompletely synthesized proteins; protein polyubiquitination. Gene Ontology annotation, cellular component: cytoplasm; Z disc. Gene Ontology annotation, molecular function: protein-folding chaperone binding; ubiquitin protein ligase activity. Lineage: Eukaryota; Metazoa; Arthropoda; Insecta; Hymenoptera; Formicidae.
CUCGCGUCGAGUCGAUCAAAGUCGAUGACUGUUGAAACAAAGAUGAAGUAUGUGGAAAAUUUGGAAGCGUUCGUUUAGAGGUUAGACAGAGGCUGUCGCACUCGGUUUCUCGAUCAUUUUGACAACUUUCGUCACGAAUAAUUGAUUCGAUCGUGCAUGCAGUGCGACGUGAUCAUCAGCCGCCAUCAUGAGUAAGAUGUAUUCGACGGCGAAUCUGUCCGACAAGGAGCUGAAGGAACAGGGGAAUCGUCUCUUCGACCUGCACAAGUACGAGGACGCAGCGAAUUGCUAUACGAAGGCGAUUAUAAAGAAUCCAGAUCAAGCAUUGUAUUUCACAAAUCGAGCACUGUGUCACUUGAAAUUAAAACAAUGGGAAUCCGUGUGCAAGGAUUGCAGACGGGCUUUAGAUAUAGAUCCUUGUUUGAUGAAAGGUCACUUUUUCCUAGGCCUUGCUCUGCUGGAACUGGAACUCUUUGAUGAAGCUGUAAAGCAUUUGCAGAGAGCUGUCGACUUGGCAAAGGAGCAAAAGCUGAAUUAUGGUGAUGACAUCACCAGUGUUCUACGACAGGCACGUAAACGUCGUUUUCAAGUGAGGGAAGAACAGAGGAUUGCCCAAGACAUCGAACUCCAGACUUAUUUGAGUCAGCUGAUUGUAGAUGAUACAAAGCGUAAUUUAACAGCUCUACAAGAACAGGAGGCGACAAAGGAUUCUGACACUGAAGCAAGUUCAACUGAACUUGCCAGGAGAAAAGAAGAGAUUGAGGAAAAAAGAGACACUUGCAUAUCACGACUCAAUGAUCUUUUUGCCAAGGUCGAUGAGAGGAGAAGGAAAAGAGAAGUACCUGAUUACUUAUGUGGUAAAAUCAGCUUCGAGAUCUUGCAAGAACCAGUAAUUACACCUAGUGGAAUCACAUAUGAACGAAAGGAUAUUGAGGAGCAUCUUCAACGGGUAGGUCAUUUCGAUCCAGUCACGCGUGUGCGUCUUACGCAAGAUCAAUUAAUUCCAAACUUGGCGAUGAAGGAAGUUGUCGACACCUUCCUGCAGGAAAACGAAUGGGCCUUGCAUUACUGAUGUCAAUAUAUAGUUUACUGCCAUAGAUUUAAGUUAAGAGGAUGGCAAUGGAAGAAAAGAAUUCAAUAUUUGAUAAAGAAAUUUAUAGAUGAAUAUCUAAAGAAAAAAAUCUUAAGAGAAUAUAAAGUAGUAGAGUAUA